Molecule: messenger RNA, 319 nt
Organism: Staurois parvus
Lineage: Eukaryota; Metazoa; Chordata; Amphibia; Anura; Ranidae
Source: the annotation of a GenBank genome assembly
GGGAGAGCGGAUAUAGUGAAUGCGGGGUCCGGGGAGAGCGGAUAUAGUGAAUGCGGGGUCCGGGGGAGAGCGGAUAUAGUGAAUGCGGGGUCCGGGGAGAGCGGAUAUAGUGAAUGCGGGGUCCGGGGAGAGCGGAUAUAAUGCGGGGUCCGGGGAGAGCGGAUAUAGUGAAUGCGGGGUCCGGGGAGAGCGGAUAUAGUGAAUGCGGGGUCCGGGGAGAGCGGAUAUAGUGAAUGCGGGGUCGGGGAGAGCGGAUAUAGUGAAUGCGGGGUCCGGGGAGAGCGGAUAUAGUGAAUGCGGGGUCCGGGGAGAGCGGAUA